AAGUCCAGCAAGGUUUCCAUAUUUACUCCUUCGAUAGAGAGCAGGGUGUCGGGAUCGCCCGCAGUGGUCGCAGACUAACAAUCCUGGCGGUAUCCAUAUCCACACACCUCUCUGGAGGGAGAGGAGGGAGAGAAAUGGCGUCGUCUGCAGGCGGGAUGUACAUGUCUUUCUCUCUCUCCCCCUCGGCUCCUCACUCUCCUCAUCUUCCUGCUCUUCGCUCUCCAUCUUCUGCAUCUGCUGCUGCUCUACUCGAGCAAGAAAAGUAUCUCUCCGAGUUGUUGGAAGAGCGGCAUAAACUAAAUCCGUUUAUGUCUGUGCUCCCUAAUAGUUGUCGAUUGCUGAACCAAGAAAUAUUGCGUGUAACCACACUAUUGGGGAAGGCAUCAGUUUUAGGUCAAAGUGGGCUUGAAUAUUCCAGCCCCCUGGCUUCUGGAGGAAUAUUUUCAAAUGGAGGUGCUGACAUGAAUGGAUGGCCAUCACGGUUUCAAUCAGAAAUGUCAGGUUUAUUGCAACCCUCAUCAGCACAAAAUUGGCUAAGUUCCCAAGGUAGUUCGUCAAGUCUUAUUGUGAAGAGAACCAUCAGAGUAGACGUUCCUGUUGACAACUACCCUAAUUAUAACUUUGUCGGCCGCCUCCUUGGACCUAGGGGAAACUCUCUUAAGCGAGUGGAGGCAAGUACCGAUUGUCGAGUUUUGAUUAGAGGACGAGGUAGCAUUAAGGAUCCAGUUAAGGAAGAAAUGCUGAGAGGAAAACCAGGUUACGAGCAUUUGAAUGAGCCUCUCCACAUUCUAGUUGAGGCAGAAUUGCCAGUUGAAAUUAUUGAUGCUCGCCUUAUGCAGGCCCACGAGAUUCUCGAGGACUUGCUCAAACCAAUAGAUGAAUCUCACGACUUCUACAAGAAGCAACAGCUACGAGAGCUAGCUUUGCUCAAUGGCACACUUCGUGAGGAGGGUUCUCCUAUGUCUAGUUCUGUGUCUCCCUUCCACAAUAGCCUCGGAAUGAAGAGAGCGAAAACUAGGGGGUAAAUGGAAAUGCUUUUGGAAAUCGUUUUCUAGUGUCCGGGGAGUAAUCAGCAGUCCCAUUCCAAGGUGUUGCCUGCAGCCAAUGCCUCCAACUGCAAUCGGGGCACUCGCACUCUUACGUGCAGGUUCUUGCUAAAAUUUAUAUGGUGUGUUUAUGUAAUAUUUGGAAGAGAAGGUAAUGUAAUGACAUGGAAAUGUCAGGCAGUUUAAGGAUUACUAGUGAUUGGGGAGGGGCUUGCUUCUACAUAUAUUGCUUUAGCUGUUAAUGUGUGCUAUUUACUAGGCUUUUUCGUUAUAAGGUUAUGAUGGGAGUUCUGAUAUUAUGUAGGAUGGUGGGUUCUUUUGGGACUUGCAAAAGAAGGGUUAAGAAUUGUAAGGGAAUGUUGAUUUAUUAAGUUGUUUUUUUUUUUUUUUGUUUCUUUUGGGAGUGUUUUUGUACUAGGAAGAGUAGAAAUCUUCCCCUUCCCCCCGGGGGGAAAAACAUUCUUUAUUAUUUCUUUCUUAUAUGAUCUAGAGAUUCAAAAGCUUUGGUCUA
Cucurbita moschata (crookneck pumpkin) is the source of this 1557-nucleotide messenger RNA. Its product is annotated as KH domain-containing protein At5g56140-like. The transcript has 7 exons. Lineage: Eukaryota; Viridiplantae; Streptophyta; Magnoliopsida; Cucurbitales; Cucurbitaceae. The coding region runs from base 135 to 1025 and encodes 296 amino acids. Gene Ontology annotation, cellular component: nucleus. The record is from RefSeq and is a predicted model, not a curated record. Gene Ontology annotation, molecular function: mRNA binding. Gene Ontology annotation, biological process: regulation of mRNA splicing, via spliceosome.